CGUCUUAGCCAAAAUCUUUCUACGUAUUGUAUAACAGAAUUCAACCCUGAAAUAUUACUCUCUUCGAUAAAUGUACGUAUGGCAUGAAGUCCUUCGGUUAUAUCCGUUUCUGGAGUAACGCUGUCAUGGGGCAGGCCUGGCUGUGGUGGUAGGUGGGGAAGGGCCAUUAUCAUUUUCACAGCCAUCUUCAUUUCUGGGUUGUGAAGGAAUUCACCUGCCAAUCCUUGAUGUAUUACUUGUCUCCAUAUGGCCUGUAAAUGAAAUAUAUAUAACAUUUAUAUAUUAUGUCUCAAUAGUGACUAAUCAUUGGUUAACACAUGUUAGGUACAGUAGAACACCAAUUAUCCGAACUCCGUCUAUCCGAAUCGCUUUCAGGAUUCCAUAUAAGAUGCGUAGGAACGUGGGAUGAUGAGUCACCGUCUCAUAGUUCUAUUAUUGGCUGUCGUGCGUCGCCAGGUGGCCAGCCUUGCCCAUCUUUCACUGUGGGCUGAGAUGUACGGUGUUGGACAAUCAACGAUUUCAGACAUUAAAAGGAGUAAACCUACACUUUUAAACUUCGUGUCAGUGAUUGAAAAUGAAGAUGGAAGUUCUUCAAGAAAAUCAAUGAAGGCAGCAACCAACAAAGAUUUAGAAAAUGCGGUUUUCAUGUGGUUAUUGCAGCAAUGUUCUGUGGGAAACCCAAUUUCAGGCCAAAUUCUUUGUGAAAAAGCUAAAAUCUUAGCUGAGAAGCUUGGUUGUUCAUCCUUUAAAGCAAGUAACGGCUGGAUAAGGAAUUUCAAGUCCAGGCACGGUAUCCGUGAAUUAGAUUUAAGUGGCGAGAAGUUGUCAGCAAAUUCCAAAGCUGCAGAUUUUAUUGAAAAAUUUAAAGUUGUAGCAGACUCCUACAGUCCUGAGUUUUUGUACAACGCCGAUGAAACAGGUCUUGUUUGGAAAGCUCUGCCUAAAACAACUUUAGCAUCUAAAAGGGAGUAUAGUGCUCCAGAACAUAAAGUUAGUAAAUACCAUGUUACGGUGCUUAGAUGUGCGAACUCUACAGUAAGCCAUAAAAUACCCCUUCUGUUGAUAGGGAAGUCAAAAAGCCCAAGAGCAUUUAAAAAUGUGAAAAAGCUUCCCCUCUGUUAUAAAAACCAACCCAAGGCUUGGAUGACUGCAACAUUGUUUACCGAGUGGUACGACAAAAUUUUCAUUCCUGAAGUGAAAAAACACCAAAUAUCUCUUGGAAAAGAAGGUAAAGUGCUUUUGAUUGUUGAUCAUGCACCAACUAAUCCCACCACAGAAUUGUUGGAAAGAGGGAAUGGCCAGUUUAAAGCAAUUUUUUUACCGCCAAAUGUCACAAACUUGUUGCAACCAAUGGACCAGUCUGUUAUCGAAACCAUGAAACGCUAUUAUAUAAGGCAACUUUUAAGGAAACUUUUGUUAGAGGGCGAAGACAAAGAGGGUGUGUGUGAAAACCACAAAAAAUAAAUUUGAAAGAUUGCACUUAUAUGGUGGAGGAAGCUUGGAGCUUGGUUAAGCAAGUCACAUUAAGACGUGCGUGGAACAAGUUGAAAGGCAUAGAAGCUCAAGAAAAGGAAAGGGAAGAGACAGGAGAAGAUGAGGAUGACAUGUCACUUGAGGAAUUCAGAAAAUUUAUUUUGAAAAUGCCUGGAUGUUCAGACGUUAGUGCUGAAGAUAUAGGAGAGUGGAUGGUGUGUGAUUCGUCAGACCCUGGGUUUCAAAUUCUAAAUGAUGAUGAACUUGUUGAAAGUGUGAGAGAAGAAAUUGUCGAGGAAGAAAAUGAACUUAAUGUCGAAGUUGAAGCAGACAUGGGACCAUCAGCUAGUGAAGCAUUUGCCGGCCUUGAAACUGCAGUGGAUGGAGCGUCAGCCCGAGUGUGACCACAUGCAACUUCUCACUGUCAAGCGGAUGCGCGACUUGGCUGCCCGAAAACGGAUGAAGACACUCAAACAGCUUACUUUGACUGAGCUGUUCAACAAACAAUGACUAUUUUACGGUACGUACAUACAUACGUACUAUGUAAUGUACAGCACUUGUAAUGUACAAGGUACAUACAUAUGUAUGUACAUAGUAUGCUUAACACGUAAAUGUAUUUCAUUUUAAUCUAAUUAAUUAAAAGCUCUUUUUCUUUAAAAAAUAGUUUUUUCUCCCAUUUUAACAACAAUAAUUAAUUAAUUAAAACUACCCCUUUUUUCGGAAAAAAUCCAAAUAUCCGAAUUUUUGAUUACCUGAAUGGCGUCCGGUCCCAAUUGAUUCGGAUAAUUGGAGUUCUACUGUACUAUAAAUAUAUAUAUUCUGGACUUGGAUGACCAACUUUAGCGGGUCGUUCAUCACUGCAAAAUAAAUUGAAAGCCUCUAAACCUAUUAUGGUCUUAAGUCCUUUGCAAAGCUGGUAUACGUCUUUGAAGUUGCAGGUGAAAACAACUGGCCAAAGUGUUUUUGAUCGAACACUGAGCGUCCAGACUUUAAUUGAACUGUGAUUCGAUAACCAAUGCGAUUUUUGUCACAGCAGAGAAAUUAUAUCAUUGAUAUAUUUGGAGAGUAGUAAUAUUCAACCAAAAUAUGUGUAAAAUAAGAGUGUUACCAAUAGUCUUUCAGUUACAUUAUUUUGCUUCCACGUCAAAAAUUAGUUAAGGUUUCAGUAUUUCGUAACAUCAAACGUAAUUCGGACGCUCUGUUUCUUGCCUUUAGUAUUUUAUCUAAUCAUUAACAAAAAGUUUAUCGCAAUCUUCAAAGACGUAUGUCAGCUUUAAGAAGCUCUUUAGAACAUACGUGGAAUAGUGGUUAAAAAUAUAUUUUGUUGUCAUGAACAAUCAGCCGAAGUUUGUAGGGGAGAUUUAAACUGAACCUGUGUGUAUUUGUGUAUAUAUUGAAUGUGGUAUUUUUUAAUAAUAAUAUUAUUUCCAUAUCCAGUAGAUAAUGUUUAAACUGAGUAAGCUAGGCAUUUUGUCGCACAUUGUUGUAAAAGUAUUAAAAGAAGCAACUUUUUUAUUUUGUACCAAUAUAUAGUUUUACAAUGCUGUGACAAAUUGUGUAAAAUAAUGAGUGAUGUAACCCUUAAAGAGCAACUACAAUGUUUUAAGAUAAAAUGGGUAGGUUUGAUAUUCUGUACUGCUACAAAUUAUGAAAAAGAAACAUCAUAAGUUUCGUAAAUACAAAGUUAGUCAUGCAUUUCAUUGAAAGGAUUAACAUAGCUUAGUACGCAAACGUAAAAAAAAAGAUUGUGGUGAUAUUAUUCCUAAUAUACUAGAUACAUAUUUGAUUACACAAGUAUUUUGUGCAUAUGAACGAUACUACAUAAAUAAGCAUAUACACACAAGCACAUGUAAAAAGGGUUCGUAUCAUCCUCGCAAACACACAUCGCCAAGUAUCCCCACAUACGUAGCCUACAUACGCAUAAAACACAGACUUCCUACAGACACACGUGUAUAUGAAAUCAUUCAAUCCUUGUAUCUUUCCUAACUAAUGGUGAGAACGAAUUAAAUUUAUACUACCGAUCACUGAAGACCAAUUGAGAAAUCCGCUAAAUCUUUCAGGCCACCUAGAACAUCCAUGGUGUUAUAAACAUGGUCAUGUGUCAGUGAAAUAAUGGUAAUGCAAUUAUUUAAUGUGUUCGCUUCUAAUAAAAGAUCUGGAUCCUACUCGGAAUCGAGAUGGCCUUGAUGUUUUAACUACAACACACACAUGGAUUUUGUUAAUGCUUUUGUGUAUGCACAUUUGUAUUUGUAUAAACAAAUGUAGGUAAAUAAGAACGCAAACAAGUAACCUUCAUGUACAGAAUUCAACAUAGAAACAACAAUGUGCAUGCUGAAACAUAUUUUAUAAAUUUAUUUGAACUCAAAAGUUGUAUGCAGUAUAGCUUACUUGGCAGAAGUGAAACCAGCAACCGAGCAGCCUAACUCCAGGAUACGUCACUCUUAUCGCUCGGCGUAGCGCCACUUCGAAGUCGCACAUUACUAGAACAAUCUCCCACUGCUCUGUUACUUCCUUGAAGUGUGCAAGGACACCAACAUAAGCUGCCUCUGUACGUGAGCACAUAAGUGCGAAAAGGAUGGGGAAGGCCUGGAAAGGAACACAGAAAACCAUAUAUGUUAAGUAAUGUCAACCUUCCAAACAAAGACAUUAGUAGUUUAAGGACUCUACUAACAUAGGCGUGAAUGUAUUUAGAUAAAAUAUAAAAUUCAUAGCAUUUAUACAUAUAAGAAAGACAAAAGAAUAAGGUUUACAAUUCCAAAGUGAAUAACUUUACAUUUACACACUGCCUCGUCAGUCAUAGACGCAGAAUUCUAAGUUGUAUUUUAAGGUUUGGAAUGAAGGCAGUUUCUAGAGAUAUUUGUAUGAUUGUAAAGAAACAGUGCUUGGUUUCUUUUUCAUAUUUGGUUUAUAAUUUUAACAUGUUUGUAGAUCUCAGCAUGAACCAUUAAACCUACAAUUAUAAUUAUAAGCAAUAAACUUGAAAACAUAGGGCGUAUAGUCUAAAAUAUGAUCUAGAAAAAUAAAGAUAACGACCACAACGUUCUUAGAGUUUGAUCAGACGAGACAUAAAUCUGAUAUAGCCAUAAUAUUUGCUGUAUUUUUUCCACUUCAUAGGCAGCUUACAUUGAUUCAAAAAUAUUUUUAGACGUGGCUGUGUAUAGGCUUAAUAGAACACCGUAGUAUGUGUAUACAAAUGCACUAAGUAUCAAAUUGAAGAACAAAGUAUUCAAAUAUACUCAAAUAUACUGGUCAAACAUUAUGUCUCACAAACGAAAAUGUGCAAAUAAUGCAAGCAAUAGUGUGACACAAAACUUGUAACACAUUGGUAUUGAUAUAAGUACAAGCCAUACUAACUUUGCCUGAUUAAGUUUUAUAAUUAUUAUUAAAUGGAAUCAGAUGACAUAGCAAUGUUCUUUACUGAACUGAAUGGGUAAAAUUACCCACUUAAAAUUUUGUUUAGUUUAAAAAAAUAUGUUUGGUCAAAAACCCACUUAAAUCAAUAUAUAAUGGCUUUUUAAAAGAGAAAAACUAAAAUUCAAAUGUUUGUCAUGAACGCAUAAACGAGAUCUGUGAAGCAUCAGCUAUUGUCUCGCUCUUUCUGUGAAGGUCUUCGGCUCAAUGAGAGAGCCAAAGUAACAAAUCGCAGGUUGUCCAGUGUUGACAUUUGUGAUAUCAAUCAGAUAACUGUGGAGUCUUUCUAGAAGUCACUGAACCCUCGAAGUUUCCGGUAACUACGGCAUGGUGAAAAAUAUUGUUUUACGUGGAAAAAGCAACUUAAUCUUUACUCUAGAUUUGUUUGCAUGAAUGUUAAACACGCUUGCUGGGACAGUUGGCACCGACUCUCUUCGUUUGCGUGCCAUGGUUUGUCAAACCGAACUGAAGGGGAGUAGUGUCGCACUUUCAGGAUUUCUGUAAAAUUUAUAUACAAUUAACAGUAACUUACAGAUAUAGUGAUUAUGAUUAUUACAAAACAAUUUUUUUGCAUCCGUGAAAAAAAUCAUGUUGGCAUUCUAAGAAUAUAUUUUUUCCUAACAUGCAAUGGUCACAGAUGAGGAUUCAUAUUUCUCACGAGGUUAUUAACCACGAUUGUGUGAGCUUUUCUUUCACUAAAGUUUGGAAUGAGUAUUUUUAAUACAGCGUAGUUAGUUUCAGGCCCAUCACGGACUUUCCAUAACAUCGAUACUGUGUUCUCAUGGGUGCUUUCGCCAAUCGGAGACAGUUACAAAAGAACACUGUCACCAAGCAUGAACAAAAUACUUAUAAGCUUUAUAAACAAAAAGAUUUUCCCAUGAAACUUCGCCGUGGAAAAAAAUGCUAUUACUAAUGGUGAUUACAAAUUCAAAUAAUGAUCCUUCUUAAUAUUUGCAAUAACUAUUCACAGCAUAAUCUAUGCUUGUAAAUAACUAUCAAAUACUGCAAUUCACACACUUAAUUAAAAAGUAAUUGCCUUCCAUGACCAAAAUAUGUCUAUGUAUAUAGUUACCUCUCAACUUCGUCAUUGUAUAUCAUGGCAUGUGGGAGAGUGGUUUAUACCCUAGAUCUUUGUGAUAACACUUUUCGGAAUUCUGAUAACUUCAGAGACUGAGGGUUCGGGCCAUGGUUGUGAGACCCACUGCUUAGGGUGGAUUUGAUGGGCGACCCGUCUGCCAGCUUCACACUGGCAGGGGCUCGACACCCAACUUCGUACUUGGCACACCUUAGAAACCUGUGGAAAAUAUAAGUUCUGUUAUUAUUGUAAUGCUAGUUUUUCAGUGAACUUACAUUCAUAUAUCUUGAGAAGCUAUCAAGGCCCAGUGCAAAAUUUCUACUGUACAUUUCAGUUCAUAAUAACUAGCACACUAAAUAUGAGACGAUUUCAGUCCAAAAUCAUACCCUUCAAUGCACCAUUUUUUAAUCACUUUAGACCAUGAUCAAAGAUUGACAUGGCGAAGAUGAAAACAACUAUGCUGAAAAAUAAAUUAGGCAAAUUUUGUAUUUACAUUAUCUGGACAUGUAUUACCCAUGCCAACUUUAAAAACUCCACCUGUGAGCAACUGAUGUCAUUGAGAAAGGAAAUGAUUAACGAUUUGGUGUGAUGAAUAUUAGGCUGUAGUAUGCGCGUAUUUUGUAAUAUUAUGUAAUACUUCUUAAUAUUUGUUUAUUAAAUUGUAAAUACUAGUAACAAUGUCCAUAUUGUUUACAUUUGUCAAAAUUUUGUACGUAGAUUACACUAACUAGAUGCACUCACACACAAGCUUUUUUUUGUGAAUGCUACAUUUUCCUGUUUAGUUGAGUGAAUUGUAAUAAAUAUGCAUUCAAAAAAAGGAAAUACAAAUUCAUAAGAAUUUAUUUAUAAGAAAGAAUUAAAUGUUAUUACCUUAGUCGCUGUACAUUAUCAGUGUGGUGAAUAAAGCGCUCUCCUUGCACAUACAUAAUAAAUUUACAUAUUUGACAGCGUUUGUAUGGCCAGAAUUAUCUUUCGAGGCUCCUCAUAAGACGAGCCCACUAACGCGCUAAACUUCAGAUAUGACGCAAGGGUCAGUGAUACAAUCUUCCCUGUUACUACAGUAAGUUCCUUUUCACAAUGUUUAUAGCCAAGAAGUUGUAACUGUUUCUGUAGUUGGAGAACACUUGCCUAGAACCGUAUGGUGUAUAACAUUGUAAAGUAAUAUACAUUUAUAUUUUGUAAUGGAAAUUGCUCAACCUACUAGGCUACUGGUAAUAAUUUACUGUCAGUUUCAAAAUGUCUGUUUAGUAAAAAAAAAUAUCAUUGCGUCACCUGUCUCCAUAAAUCACUUUGAAAAAUACUUAUUUAAAGUAUUCUUCGAUGAUUCCUACACAAUUUCCGUACAUAUGAUUAUCCAUACCUACCUUAACAGAAUAAGCCGAAAACAGUUAGUAGGCCAAAAUAUAACUGUCUCGAAACGAAGAAAAGUGUCUUAGUUUUCGAGUUAUGAACUUUUUAUCCCAAAGAUUUUAAACUAUCCACUCUGCUCAAAAUAUUACAUACUGUAAAUUUCUUUGCAAUGCUUAAGCGGCAAAUAUUGUCUUCUAAAUUUGACAAGUGGUGUUGUAAAUAAAUGCACUCUGCAAACUGCACAAUUUAUUUCAAAACGUCGCUACCUAAAGUAAUAUUUCAUAAUGUAGCAACAAUGAUUACUUCUUUGAAAAAUAUGACAUUGGUAUUUUUUAAAUAAAACAUUUAUAAAUAAUUUUGUUUCAGUGAUAGAUAAUGAGGAAUACUAAUAACAGCUCGAAUUCAGUUAUUCUGAGUGAGAUAAACUAUGAGGUCAUUUGACAUGAGUUAUUGAGACAGUCUGCUCUGUCGAUUGGCAUCACUACUUGUCACGCUCUUAUUUAGGUAAAAUUACGUAUUUAUUCACUGUCAGUUUCAUACAGACAACAUGAAAUAGAUCAUACAGCUUUUAGAUUUUAAUAAAAAUUACAAUUUUUUUUUAUAAUUUUUUAAAUAGGUUACAGGUAGUUAAUUUUUGCACUGAGAAAAAAUAUUGUAACAGGAACCAGAUUUUGAUUCUUCCAAUCAUCCAAUAUUGUUAACAUAGUGACAGCUAUCCGAUGGGUUAUGGUUACUAUCUCAAUAUAGUAAAUGAAGAUAGUAAUACCAGCAAAUGAGGUUAUAUGUUACCUGUACAAAGUUGAAAAGCACUGUCAACAACCCUGCUCUAUAGUAUUAGCAAUCUCUACUUAUUGCCCCUAACAACACAGUAUAUUAACUUUAACUUUCUGUUCUGUAGCCGUAACAGUGAUGUGUAGUACUUCUAGCAAUGCAGUAUUUUAGAUUUAACAAUCUGUGCUGUUACCUUAACAGUGAUGUGUAGUACUCCCAGCAAUACAGUAUGAUAAUUUUAGCAAUUUGUUGUGUUUCUUAAACAGUGAUGUGCUUUACUUCCAACAAUAGUGUGUGGUAAUUUUAACAAUCUGUUCUGUUGUUUUUUCCAUGCUGUGUAGUGCAUCCUGCAGUACAGUGUGGUAAUUUUUGCUAUCUGUUCUGUUGCCUUAACAGAGAUAUGAAGUACUCCCAGCAAUAAAGUAUGGUAGUUUUAAUAAUCUGUUCUGUUGCCUUAACAGUGAUGUGCAGUACUCACAGCAAUGCAGUAUGGUAAUUGUAAUAAUCUUUUCUGUUACCUUAACAGUGAUAUGAAGUACUCCCAGCAAUAAAGUAUGGUAGUUUUAAUAAUCUGUUCUGUUGUCUUAACAGUGAUAUUAAGUACUUCCAGCAAUAAAGUAUGGUAAUUUUAAUAAUCUGUUCUGUUGCUGUAGGCUAGUGAGAAAUGAUAAAACACUUCCUUUACAUUAACAUCAGCCUUUAUUCCGCCAUCUUGCAUAUUACACUGGUGCCAACCUUGCACUCGUUGCCAUACCAACCUGGGUAGCCGAAGGUUCACAGAUAUUUCUCGACAUGUAGUUCGGGUGGAAUCGUGUGGUUCCGGAUUUUUUUUCUUCAACAAAAAAAAAAGUUUAUAAACAAUUGUGUCCCAUGACAUCUCACGUAAAAUAUUUGUAAUACAUCGUUAGCAUGGAGAGAUUUGAUAAUAUUUUACCAAAUAUUUGAUUGAACUUUCAAGUAAGAAAAUAUUUUUCUAGUCAAGUUAUAUGAUUAUUGUUUUUUGUUUAUUGUCCAUUUACACAUUGCUAGUGAAAUAUGCCUACGAUUCAACUGUGUUGUGUAUCAAUAUUGUCUAAAAAUUUAAUACUGAGGGUUAAUUUUUUUGUUUCAGAUUGUUUGUGGAGAUUCAGCAUAUGUUCAAGAGCAGUUGAGUGCAUUCAAGCGAUAAUAUUUAAAAGUAAAUUUUGCCGGGGCUGAAUUAUUCAGGCAUAUGGAGAAAUGAACACUAGCUUUCCAUCAACUGCAGUGGAUACCAUGUGUAAAUUAGCAAGGAUUUAUUACUAGUGCAGUGUCUUAUUUAAUAACAUUGUAUUUAUAAUAAAAUUUUAAGAUGCCUAUUUGAAUAAAAAUGUUUAUCAAAAUA
Bacillus rossius redtenbacheri is the source of this 9443-nucleotide messenger RNA. Its product is annotated as jerky protein homolog-like. The record is from RefSeq and is a predicted model, not a curated record. NCBI's taxonomy places the organism in Eukaryota, Metazoa, Arthropoda, Insecta, Phasmatodea, Bacillidae. The transcript is spliced from 2 exons. Bases 406 to 1464 code for a protein of 352 amino acids. Gene Ontology annotation, cellular component: nucleus. Gene Ontology annotation, molecular function: DNA binding.